Notothenia coriiceps (black rockcod) is the source of this 714-nucleotide messenger RNA. Its product is annotated as nicalin-1-like. The transcript has 5 exons. The coding region runs from base 103 to 714 and encodes 203 amino acids. The record is from RefSeq and is a predicted model, not a curated record. Gene Ontology annotation, cellular component: membrane. Gene Ontology annotation, biological process: regulation of signal transduction. Lineage: Eukaryota; Metazoa; Chordata; Actinopteri; Perciformes; Nototheniidae.
UCUUGUUAGCCGUUAGCUCAACUGGUUCCCAGGCUGUCAGUUGCUAACAGCGACGACAAAUUCUAAUUCUAUCCUUAUCUGUGGCUCCAUAAAACCGCCAGGAUGUUUGAGGAGGCCAGUGAAGUGUUCGACAACAUGUUUAAAUCCUCUUUCCCCCUCACCUUCAUCGUGUUUAUCCCUGCGGUGCUGAUCCUGGUGUCUCCGUUGCCGGCCGAUGCGGCUCAUGAGUUCACGGUUUACCGCAUGCAGCAGUACGACCUGCAGGGUCAACCCUACGGUACCAGGAAUGCCAUCCUGAAUACGGAGGCUCGUACUGUAGAAGCAGAGGUAUUAAGUCGCCGCUGUGUAAUCAUGCGGCUUGCAGACUUUUCCUACGAAGAGUAUCAGAAAGCGCUUCGACAAUCAGCAGGAGCUGUGGUCAUCAUCCUGCCCAAGAACAUGUCUGCUAUGCCGCAGGACAUAGUUCAGCAGUUCAUGGAGCUGGAGCCGGAGAUGUUGGCCACAGAGACCGUCGUCCCCGUGUACUUCGCCAUGGAGGACGACGAGCUGCUGUCCAUCUACACCCAGACCCUGACCUCCUCCUCCUCUCAGGGCUCCCUAUCGGCCGCCGAAGUGCUGCUGCACACGGCCACAGCUAACGGCUUCCAGAUGGUGACCAGCGGAGCUCAGAGUAAAGCCAUCAGCGACUGGGCCAUCACCAGCUUAGAGGCCUGA